GGCAGAGAGAGAGAGAGAGAGAGAGAGAAAGCCAGAGCCUGAGCCAGAGAGACGAGAAAGAUAAAGGAAAAGACAGACGGAACGAUAGACUUGUGCGUAAAAAAGUACUGGUGCCCCCUUUCUUCUUCUCCUUCUUUUUCUUUCUCAAAUUCCCAUCUGACUAAAAAAAGAGAGAGAAAAAAAUAAACCCACAAAAAAAAAAAAAAACCCGGCUGCUUGGAUGAGCCAAAAGCUAUCGAUCUGUCAGUACUACACCUGGAUUCAGUGACCAGCCGCGCAGCAGGCAUGUCCCGAAGGAAGCAGAGCAACCCCCGGCAGAUCAAACGUCCUCUCGAGGAUGGCCUGGAGGAAGAGGAGGAGGAGUGCGUCUCCGAGGAGAACGAGCUCCUGGCCAAAGACGAGUUCACGGUGGAGGAGAACUUCACCGCCGAGUUUGAGACGGAGAACAUGGCCUGUGAAGACAUGGAGUACUUCUGCAACAAAGGAGAGGAAGACGGCAACCGAGAUGCAGGGGAGUCGGAGAUGGACGGGCAGGGUGAGAAGAGCCGACACGCGGCUUUGGGACCGGAGGAAUGGGACGGUCCAAGAGAGCUGGAUGCGUUCCUUAAAGAUGGCGAGCGUCGGAUCCACAGUCGGCAGCAGCUCCCUGUAGGGACAACUUGGGGUCCCUUUGAAGGGAAGAUCGAGAUGAGCACCGACAACACAACACUGAAGACGAAGAGCACGGUCCCGGUUGUGCUGAGCGCCGGCCCCAGGUGGCUGCUGGAUGUGACUUGGCAGGGAGCGGAAGACAACAAAAACAACUGUGUGGUGUACAGCAAAGGUGGCCAACUGUGGUGCACCACCACCAAGAACAUGAUGGAGGGCGAGGAGCUGGUGGCGUUCGCCGUGGACUUUGACUCGCGUCUGCAGGCGGUGAACCACAUGUCUCUGAGUGAGGGCAUGUACCCAGCCAGGCUGCUGGACAGCAUCCAGCUCCUGCCGCAGCAGGCCGCCAUGGCUUCCAUCCUGCCCACCGCCAUCGUCAACAAGGACAUCUUCCCCUGCAAGGCGUGUGGAAUCUGGUUUCGGAGCGAGCGAAACCUGCAGGCCCAUCUCAUGUACUACUGCAGCGGGCGGCAGAGGGAGCCGGAGACGGUCGUGGAGGAGAAUGACAACGGACCCCACCAGACCCCCAGCAUCUGCCCGUUCCCACAGUGCAACAAGAGCUUCUCUGGAGCCAGGGCCUUGGAAAUGCACUUGAGCACCUCACACAGUGGUGUCAAAAUGGAAGAGAGCCUCCCUCCUGGCACCAGCUUGAAAUGCACAAUCUGUAACUACACGGCAGAUUCUCUUAUUACAUUCCAGCAUCACAUCAUGUCUCACCUGUCACAGGCGGCCUUCAGAUGCAAUCACUGCCAUAUCAGCUUCCAGAGCCACAGGGAACUCUUACAGCAUCAGGACUUACAUGGGCACGGCAGCAAACUUCACAGGGAAGGCGACGGCACCGAGCACUCCCCCAGGGGGCCCGAGGAAAGCCUCCAGCAGCAGCAGCAGCAGCAGCAGCAGCAGCAGGCCCGCGCUGAGCUGGCCAACAGGAAGGAUGCUCUGCUGGGGAGUCCCAAAGGGAGCCUCAACAAGGAGACCAGCACAGACGGAGAGCCCGACAAAGCCGAGAAGAAGCCCAUGCUUUCCGUUCAGAAGGGAGAAGCCCACCCAGGCAGCAAAGCCAGUUUUUCAUACACUAGGAUCAAAUCUGAGCCCUCCAGCCCCCGACUGGCCUCCUCCCCUGUGCAGCAUAACAUGCCUACGUUUCCCAUGGGCCCCUUCUUGUCUCAGUUUGCUUUCUCCCAGGACAUUUCAGUGGUCCCACAGGCCUCGGAGAUUCUGGCUAAAAUGUCGGAGCUCGUUCACCGGAGGCUGCGCCACGGAGGGAACAGCUACCCCCCUGUCAUCUACAGUCCGCUCAUGCCCAAAGGGGCCACCUGUUUUGAAUGCAAUAUCACCUUCAGCAACCUGGACAACUAUUUGGUCCACAAAAAGCACUAUUGUAACAGCCGCUGGCAACACAUGGCAAAGUCCCCCGACUUCUCCGCUCUCUCAGAUAAAGUCCCCGAGGCGGUGAGCCCCAACAGUGGUCACAGUUCUGUUAGCAUGUUGGCCGGCUGCCACCCGACGGAGGCCGACAGCCACCUCAUGCAGUCCGCCUGCCUGAACUCCAACGUGUUGGACAUAAUCAAUGCCGGGGCCAAGGGGCCUGAUAAGGAUCUGGCAGGACAGGUGAAGAAGGUCUCUACCCCGACUGGAGCGGAGGAGAGGCUCAACGGCAAGCAGCUGGACGGGAAGAGUCCCAGUACGGGCUUGGUCGAGAGCGACAACGAUCCGACCAAGACGACCUGCGAGGCCUGCAACAUCACCUUCAGCCGCCACGAGACCUACAUGGUCCACAAACAGUACUACUGCGCCACCCGUCACGAUCCCCCGAUGAAGCGCAUGAGCGCCAAUAAGGUGCCCUCCAUGCAGAGAACCAUGCGGACCCGCAAGCGCAGGAAGAUGUAUGAGAUGUGUCUCCCCGAUCAGGACCACCAGAGGCCCCCCAUGGGUCAGCCGGGUUUUCUCGGGGUUCCUCCCAUGAACCCUUGCACGUCACAAGAAGCUGUAGAGAGCCUCGCAGACCGCUUUCACCCCCGCUGCGACAUCUUUCCAGGUAUGGUACCCAAACACCUGGAGGCGUCUCUGACUGUCACGAAACCUAUUCUGGCUCCCAAAUGCAAUACUGUGGAGCCGCAGGAGCUCGAUGCCCCCAUCGAUCUCAGCAAAAAGUGUUCACCAGACAAGACAUGUAGCUCUCCUAAAAGACUUUUGGACUAUCAUGAAUGUGCAGUGUGCAAGAUAAGUUUUAACAAAGUGGAGAACUACCUGGCGCACAAACAGAACUUUUGCCCCGCAACAGCCGCCGCCGCCGCCGCUGCUGCCGCCGCCGCCGCUGCCGCCACUCAACAGCAACAGCAACAACCACAACCGCAGCAGCAGCAGCAGCAGAGUGAGGGUGGCAAUCCGGAGUCGACCAUGUUCCCGGAUGUGAAGAGCGAAGGCAAUAAUAACCCAGAUGACGUGUACGACAAGAGCCCGGGCAAAAGCGAGAAGAACGGCAACGGAAAGGUGAUGGUGCAGAAUGGAGGCAUGUUCCCCCCUCACCUGGGGCCGGUGCCGGGACUCAAGCCUUUUGCGGAGCCCCAGCUCAUCCCAUCAAAAGACGAGAACAAGAACAUGUUUCUGCCCCACUGCCUUUAUCCCGGAGCAAUAAAGAAAGUGAAAGGUCCCGAGCAAAUAUCGCCAUAUUUUGGGAUAAAGCCAACAGAUUAUGUGACUGGAGGACCGGCGAUGCAGGGAGAGGCCGGCGAACAGGAACAGAGCAUUAAUGGGGGAGGUGGAGGAGGAGGAGGCAGUAAUGGAGGAGCAGAGACGGGAACAACCAGGGAGCAGGCCCCACAGCCUGCCGCUAAUGGCUGCCCCCACCCUGGCAAAGAACCCCUUCCCCUCCUGCCCAAAAACCGGGGCAUGGUUAUCGUCAACGGUGGGCACAAACCCGAGGAGCGUUCAGGCACGGCCCCGCCACAGCAGGAGAACCAGCCCCAGUCAGACAGCCAAGCCCCUAAUCCUUCUCCGACGUGGGCCGCCGACAACCAGGCCGACUCCAACGAGAACAUGUCGCCUUCCUCCAAGUCCCCGAACGAGGAGGCGGCCCCCACGGCCAAUAAAGGCGUGAACGGCUCUGGAAGCGGCAAAUACUGCCGCCUCUGUGAUAUCCAGUUCAACAACCUGUCAAACUUUAUUACCCAUAAGAAGUUUUACUGUUCAUCACAUGCUGCGGAGCAUGUAAAAUAAGUAGAGAAGAACAAGACACGCUCUUCUUCUCUUCCCCAGUUCUCCCCACUCCCCCCCCCCCCAAAAAGACUUUUUCUCCUUUUUUCUCCUUUGUUUUGGUACACUGUUGUGUCUGGAAUAGUGCAUCAUGCAGUGCUAAACGCUGCUUGUGGACAAUCAAGAGAAGCUUCUUCUUUCAUCGUUUUAAGACUUAAAGAUGCAAAACCAUUGGUUAAAAAAAAAAAAGAAAAGAAAAAGGAAACAAGAAUAAUAUUGGUGCCACUUUCACAUUAAUUUAUUUUACAAUCAGUAUUAAUAGGAGUAGUGAUCUUAAUUUAAAUUCAAAAUGAAAUUUAUAUCAGAGUUGUUUGUAAUGUUAUUGUAUAGUCAUUCUUGUGUAGCACACAUAUUGUUUACACUGUAAUGUAGGCUCAAUGAAACAAUAGACAAUACAAAAAUGAGAUGCAUUUUAGACACAAAAAUAGCUACUGAGGCACUUGUGUAUUCUUAUUUGCUGUACCAGUUUCUGUAUAUGCGCAAAAUGUCACCUGCAGAUUGCUACUAAUGACUUGUGAGCCUUAAAAAAAUAAAAAAUAAAAAAAAAAAAUGUAAAAAAAAAAAAAAUCAAAUCACCAUUUCGGGGUGAUCUCGGGCACAACCCUGCAGCUCACAUUUUGGCAUAUACACAUGGCUUUGCAUACAUAUGUGGCUGUUUGUCCCUGUCUCUUUUCUUCAACUCAGAUGUGGAUGUUUUCAUGAGGAUGGCAGCAUUCUUGUAUAGUACUCGUAUUUCUGUUUGAUGAUACACUUUGGUCUCCCUUUUUGAAAUUUGCUCUCAAUGCAAUACUUUGUAAAUGAGGGAACAUUACUGAAAGCAGUAUUAUGAAAUGGGGACUGUGCAUAUAAUUAUUUGUAACCCCAUUGGGAA
This is a messenger RNA of Salarias fasciatus (jewelled blenny), 4774 nucleotides long. RefSeq names its product zinc finger protein, FOG family member 2a (gene zfpm2a). The record is from RefSeq and is a predicted model, not a curated record. Gene Ontology annotation, cellular component: nucleus. Gene Ontology annotation, molecular function: RNA polymerase II-specific DNA-binding transcription factor binding. Lineage: Eukaryota; Metazoa; Chordata; Actinopteri; Blenniiformes; Blenniidae. The transcript is spliced from 8 exons. Gene Ontology annotation, biological process: cell differentiation; heart development; negative regulation of transcription by RNA polymerase II. Bases 286 to 3867 code for a protein of 1193 amino acids.